Selaginella moellendorffii is the source of this 1360-nucleotide messenger RNA. Its product is annotated as serine--glyoxylate aminotransferase. The record is from RefSeq and is a predicted model, not a curated record. Gene Ontology annotation, cellular component: peroxisome. The transcript is spliced from 5 exons. Gene Ontology annotation, molecular function: L-serine:pyruvate transaminase activity; L-alanine:glyoxylate transaminase activity. The coding region runs from base 27 to 1232 and encodes 401 amino acids. Lineage: Eukaryota; Viridiplantae; Streptophyta; Lycopodiopsida; Selaginellales; Selaginellaceae.
UUCUUCCUUGGCGGCGGAUUUGCUCCAUGGACUACUUCAUGGCGCCAGGGCGGAAUCAUCUCUUCGUGCCGGGGCCAUCCAAUAUCCCGCAAAAGGUGAUGCAAGCACUGAAUCGCGGCAAUGAGGAUCAUCGAUCGCCAGCAUUCCCGGUCUUCUCACGGCAGCUCCUUGCGGACGUCACGCGCAUCUUUUCCACGCAAUCUGGGACUCCCUUCAUUAUCCCCACAACUGGGACUGGAGGGUGGGAAUGCGCUGCUGUGAACACUCUCUCUACUGGAGAUCGCGUUCUCACUUUCGUGUUUGGGCAGUUUAGCCAUCUCUGGAGCCAGCAGCUCCAGAAACUCCACUUCGACGUGGACGCUGUCCAGUGCCAAUGGGGAGGCGGAGUCGACUUGGGAGUUCUCGAUUCGAAGCUCAGAGCCGACGAGGAGCACCGGAUCAAGGCGGUGUGUGUCGUUCAUAACGAAACUUCCACCGGUAUUAACAUCAACUUGGGAGUUGUGAGAGCCAUACUUGAUUUAAACCAGCAUCCAGCUCUGCUUUUGGUUGACGGAGUUUCGUCGAUUGGAGCACUCGCGUUUCGCAUGGACGAGUGGAAAGUCGAUGUUGCUCUGACUGGCUCGCAAAAAUCGCUCGGUCUUCCAACCGGUCUCGGUAUCCUCUGUGCCAGUCCCAAAGCUCUCGAGGCCUCCAAGUCUGCUCGUUCUCCGCGGGGAUUCUUCGACUGGUCAGCUUAUCUCAAGUCGUACGAGCUCGGCUCUUACUGGCCAUACACGCCUUCCAUACAGUUGCUCUACGGCCUCCGAGCAGCUCUCGAUCUUCUAUUUGAAGAAGGCCUGGAAAAUGUCAUCAAGAGACACCACAGGCUAGCUCAUGCCACCAGGUUGGCUGUGAAAGCUUGGGGCCUCGAGCUUUGCGUCAAAGAUCCAGAGCUGUACAGUGAUACGGUGACUGCCGUCGUGGUUCCAUCCUACUUGAACAGCACAGACGUGGUUCGUGUAGCCUGGAGAAAAUACAACUUGAGCAUUGGAAUCGGCCUGAACAAGGUGGCAGGAAAGGUGUUCCGCAUCGGACAUUUGGGAUUCUUAAACGAACUUCAACUCAUCUCUGCUCUGGCUGGAGUAGAAAUGGCACUCAAGGACGUUGGCUUCCCGGUAAAACUGGGAAGCGGCGUUGCUGCGGCGCAGGCAUACUUGCAAGAGAGCACACCACUUAUUCCUUCCAGGCUCUGAGAGAAAGCGGCAUCCUUUCUCGUAACUCGACGAGGUACGCGACACUCUUUUACUUACUGAAGAUCACAGCAUCGUGCGGGGCUGGCUACGUACGUUUCGAGAAAAAAGAAAAGAAAAGAAAACCACCU